This is a messenger RNA of Raphanus sativus (radish), 551 nucleotides long. RefSeq names its product putative defensin-like protein 274. The record is from RefSeq and is a predicted model, not a curated record. The transcript is spliced from 2 exons. The coding region runs from base 57 to 290 and encodes 77 amino acids. Lineage: Eukaryota; Viridiplantae; Streptophyta; Magnoliopsida; Brassicales; Brassicaceae.
AAGAUUUCCAGUUGAAUAUCUUUGCACUUACUAAAAAAGAAAACAAACUGCAAAAAAUGGCGUCAUCAAGAUUGCAACUUGUUUUCCUUCUCCUCAUAUUCUCUCUCGUUAUUUCUGCCAAAUCUCAAGGAAAUGAUAUAAUGGACGGACCGUGCCGCUUGAGGGGAACGUGCAAACAGGACAGCGACUGCGACGUUCAUUGCCAUCGGAACACUGACCCUCCAGCCAUGGGCGGCCACUGCCUCUUGGCUAGACCAACUGGUCCUGUUUGUUGCUGCCUUUUUGAUUAAUCCGAUCCUUUUUAAUUGGUUAACUCUCCAUGAUCAAUUUUUUUGUAGCAAAAGACAAAAGUCUCACGAUCAAAUAAGUUCUUAGUUUAAUUACGUCCCAACUCCCAAUAAAGCGAGGAAUAAAAGAAAAGAUUUUGUGUUUCUUAUAACUUGAUUAUUAUUUUUUUUGUUUACCGCACAAACACUUGUAUCAUGUCAUGGUAGUUUUAGGGAAAAAAAAUUGUAAGAGAAUGGCUAUAUUAUUAGUGAACAAUUAUAUAA